Molecule: messenger RNA, 1116 nt
Organism: Nannospalax galili (Upper Galilee mountains blind mole rat)
Lineage: Eukaryota; Metazoa; Chordata; Mammalia; Rodentia; Spalacidae
Gene: Tyw3
Product: tRNA-yW synthesizing protein 3 homolog
Exons: 6
Coding region: 40-975 (311 amino acids)
Biological process (GO): tRNA methylation
Cellular component (GO): cytoplasm
Molecular function (GO): tRNA methyltransferase activity
Source: RefSeq, a predicted model, not a curated record
CUAGAUUGGAGCAGAACCUUCUAGACUUCUUGCAAGGCCAUGGAAGACUGGGAGAGUAAGCCUUUUUCAACUUUUACAGGCUCCUCCCCCGACCUCCGGAAACCUGCGGAAGCGCGCAGCUGCGCAGCUGAGGAAAUUUGGUCCUCUCCAGCCGCCGUCGCCAAUAUGGCCGCGCCCAGAGUCCCGACGGGUGAAAGCGGAAGGGGAGCGAGACGCGCCCGCAUGGACCGCAGCGCGGAGUUCAGCCGGUGGAAGGCGCAGCGUCUGAGCAGAGCGGACCUCAGCCGGAAGGGCAGUGUGGACGAGGACGCCGUGGGGGUUGUGCAGCUCCUGAACGCGCGCGACGAGUUCUUCACCACGAGCUCCUGCGCGGGGCGCAUCCUCCUGAUAGAUGGGAGUGCAAAUGGUUUUGAGGUUCAGAAACAAAACUGUUGCUGGCUACUUGUUGUUCACAAACCUUGCCUGAAAGAUGAUGUGCUGGCAGCUCUGAAGAGGGCGAGAGGUGAUGCUGUCCUCAAGUUUGAGCCCUUCGUCCUUCACGUGCAGUGCAGGCAGCUGCAGGAUGCACAGAUUCUGCAUUCGGUGGCAGUCACUUCUGGCUUCAGGAACUCUGGCAUCACAGUGGGAAAACGAGGGAAGAUGAUGCUGGCUGUCCGGAGUACGCAUGGCUUAGAAGUUCCAUUAAGCCAUAAGGGGAAACUGAUGGUGACGGAAGAGUAUGUUGAGUUCCUGUUAAAUAUAGCAAAUCAGAAAAUGGAGGAGAACAAGAGAAGAAUUGGAAGGUUUUACGACUGCCUGCAGCAUGCUAUGGAAAGGGACCCCACUGCCAACCCACAGCACAAGACCAAGGAGAAGAAGAGGCCAUUUUGUACUCACGAGAGAAGGAACCAGGAAAGUCCUAAAGAAAAUGAUAAAGAAUCCGAUCGUGACGAUGACCCGGGAAUUAACGUUACUUUUCCCCCUGAAGACUACUAAGAUUUGGCACAGGCAUGUUUCUAAUGCAUUUUAUAAAGCUGCUCUUUAUAAGAGUAUUUGAGUUUGUUAAGUGUCUAUCAGCCAUUUAGAAAAGCAAGAUUGAAUUUCUCUAUAUUUUAGAGAAAUUUUUGUAAGUGUAAA